UGGUGACACCUACAAUUGCUCAAUCAGAGACACAUCAGCAUCAUAUGGCUGAAGCUAGUCCAGAGGAGCUUGUUACAACCCAAUUACACGAGUCAGGUCAAAUUAAUGAAAGAGCUAAGAAAGGUAGGGGUGCUGCUUGUGGUAUGCCUGAAUGGGGAACUGGAAAAAUAGCGCAUAUUGAAUUUGAUGCUAAUUGGAUGCCUAUCAGUGAAAAUGGGAAGGGGUUUAGUUCACAACUUGGAAUCUUGGCCCGAGAUGGACAGAAGGUUCCUCUAACCUUUACUUCUUGGACUGCCAUACCAGAUGAUGUUUUGGAUGACAUUUGGAAAGAUGUCAAGGAUAACACGGAUGUUCCGGAUGAAUAUAAAUAUCAUUGCUUAAAGGUUGUUGGUAGUAGAUGGAGGGAUUGGAAGUGUCGAGUCAAGACACAAUGGUAUGAUAAAUAUGAAACUGAUGAGCAGCGAUUAGCAUUCACUCCUAAUCAGGUUGUUGCAGACCAAUGGAAAAUAUUAGUAAAGUAUUGGGGUCUUCCACAUGUACAAGUAAAGUGAUCAACUGAAAUUAUUUAGUAUUAUUGAAGAUCAGGAAAUACAAGAGUUAAGUUUAUGGUGUAUCAUUGCUUUUGUAGGAAAUGUGUGAAACGAAUAAAUCUAGCCGUGCACAAGGAGGAGGUGUCCCUCAUAGGACUGGUCGAAAAUCGUUUGCUAGACUACGAAAAGAGAUGAUGGAGAAUGGAGAGAAAACAGAUCGUGUGAGCAUGUUUGUCAAAACAAGAGCUAUGAAAACAAGGAAUGAUGAUGGUCAACCAAUUGAAGUACAUGAUGAGGAGGCUA
Molecule: messenger RNA, 833 nt
Organism: Rosa rugosa (rugosa rose)
Lineage: Eukaryota; Viridiplantae; Streptophyta; Magnoliopsida; Rosales; Rosaceae
Exons: 4
Coding region: 45-551 (168 amino acids)
Source: RefSeq, a predicted model, not a curated record